AUGGUCAAGACGUUCUACGGCGUCUACACCAUUUGCGGCUUCGCCGCACUUGGCGGUGGUCUGUUCGGUUUCGAUAUCUCGUCCAUGUCCGGUGUCCUCGGCACCAAUGCCUACAAGAACUACUUUGACAGCCCGGCCUCGUACCGCCAGGGUGGCAUUACCGCCUCCAUGCCCGCUGGUUCGCUGGUCGGCGCCCUGUGCUCGUCCUUCAUUGCCGACAGGUACUCGCGUCGCACCGCCAUCCAGGUCGCCUCGGUCAUCUGGAUGCUCGGCGCUCUCCUCCAGACCGUUUGCAACGGUGUCGCCCUGCUCUGCGUCGGUCGUGUCAUCGCCGGUAUGGCCAUUGGUAUCGCCUCUGCUAUUGUCCCCGUCUACCAGUCCGAGAUCGCCGCAAAGGAGAUCCGUGGUCGUGUCGUCUCGCUCCAGCAGUGGGCCAUCACCUGGGGUAUCCUGAUCCAGUACUUCAUCCAAUACGGCGCCUCCUUCGCCGACGGCGGCCCCAAGGCUCCCAACCAGGGCACUGCCGCCUUCCGUAUUCCCUGGGGUAUCCAGAUCGUCCCCGGUGCUAUCCUGUUUGUCGGCAUGUUCUUCCUGCCUCGCUCGCCCCGUUGGCUCGCCAGCAAGGACCGCUGGGAGGAGGCUCUUCAGGUUCUCGCCAACCUUCACGGAAGCGGCGAUGUCAACCACCCCAAGGUGCUUGCCGAGUACCACGAGAUUGAGGAGGCUCUCCGCUUCGAGCGCGAGGAGGCCGUCUCUUCUUUCAAGGCUCUCGUCGCUCCUCGCAUGCUCAAGCGUGUCAUCCUCGGCAUGUCCAUUCAGAUGUGGUCGCAGCUCUGCGGCAUGAACAUCAUGAUGUACUACAUCGUCUACAUCAUGGAGGCUGCCGGCGUCGGUUCGCCCCUCCUCACUGCCUCCAUCCAGUACAUCAUCAACGUCGCCCUUACUCUCCCGGCCAUCCUCUACCUCGACCGCUUCGGCCGUCGCCCCGCUCUGCUCGCUGGCUCGUUCAUGAUGAUGACUUGGCUCUUCAUCUCCGGCUCGGUCCAAGGCGCCUACGGUGCCCCCAACCCUCGCACCGACCCCACCCUGGACGACAUUUCCUGGGUGCUCAUGGGCAACCCGGCUGCCUCCAAGGCCGUCAUCGCCUGCUCCUACCUCUUCGUCGCUUCCUUCGCCACCACCUGGGGCCCGACGUCCUGGACCUACCCGUCUGAGAUCUACCCCGCCAAGAUUCGUGCUAAGGCCGUCUCGCUCUCGACCGCUACCAACUGGGCUUGGAACUGCAUUCUUGCCUUCGCCGUUCCCCCGCUCCUCUGGUCCAUCAACUGGAAGAUGUACAUGAUCUUCGCCGCCUUCAACGGCGCAGCUCUGAUCCACAUGUUCCUUACUGCCCCCGAGACCAAGGGCAAGACGCUCGAGGAGAUGGACGAGGUCUUCGACUCCGGCCUGCCCGCCUGGAAGAGCGCCGCCGCCCUCAAGGGCUCCAAGCUCGACCGCCUCGCCAGCGAAAUCGAGAAGGGCGAGCGCAAGGUCACCGUCAACACCGUCGGCGAGGAGACCGUUGUUUCGACGCACGAGGAGACUGUCAAGUCGGGUUAA
Lasiodiplodia theobromae is the source of this 1599-nucleotide messenger RNA. RefSeq names its product MFS glucose transporter. Bases 1 to 1599 code for a protein of 532 amino acids. Gene Ontology annotation, biological process: carbohydrate transport; transmembrane transport. Gene Ontology annotation, molecular function: carbohydrate:proton symporter activity. The record is from RefSeq and is a predicted model, not a curated record. The transcript has 5 exons. Lineage: Eukaryota; Fungi; Ascomycota; Dothideomycetes; Botryosphaeriales; Botryosphaeriaceae. Gene Ontology annotation, cellular component: membrane.